This is a messenger RNA of Silurus meridionalis, 3457 nucleotides long. RefSeq names its product xeroderma pigmentosum, complementation group C (gene xpc). Gene Ontology annotation, biological process: nucleotide-excision repair; mismatch repair. The coding region runs from base 188 to 2920 and encodes 910 amino acids. The transcript has 14 exons. Gene Ontology annotation, molecular function: single-stranded DNA binding; damaged DNA binding. Lineage: Eukaryota; Metazoa; Chordata; Actinopteri; Siluriformes; Siluridae. Gene Ontology annotation, cellular component: cytoplasm; nucleus; nucleotide-excision repair factor 2 complex. The record is from RefSeq and is a predicted model, not a curated record.
GUGACGUUUAGCGGCACGCUUCUGUGUUAUUCAACAAGACACGCUCGAUGCUUGUGUAACUGUGGUGUGUGAAUGAAGUUACACAAACAGCCACACACACGCGCGGUUCCUGCACUUUGAACACGUCGAGCUGUUUUACUUUAUAUCUUAAUUUAUUUUAAACUGAAACGGGGCACGGAAAGCUAACAUGGCUAAACAUAAACGCCGGGCAGAAGCUGCUGUGAGUGAAAAGGACACCGCGAAGAAGAAGAAUCAGGCGGUGAAGAAGAGCAAAACUGCCCCUAAAACGCGGGCCAUCAAAGCAGACAAGGUUACCAGAGCCAAAACUAUUGCAAAGGCUGUCAAGCCCAGAGGCCAAGCAUCGAAAAAUGCACGGAAGCCGUCUGAUGGAAAGAAGAGCAAAUACUUCAGCGAGCCAUUAAAAGAAGAGCCCGAGGACAUUUUUGAAGAUUCGAGCAUGUCACUUCCAGAGAGUUCUGUGCUAAAGAGCAACGAUUCCAACAUAAAAGAAGAGAAAAAAGAAAACGAUAACACGAGUGAGGAGAGUGAUGAAGACGAGGAUUGGGAGGAAGUGGAAGAACUUGCAGGCCCAUUAGGACCAGCAGAAGAGGCAGACCAAGAACCUGCAGUUCCUUCUCAGCCUGUGGAGAUUGAGAUUGAGACAGCUGAGGCCAGGCUCAAGAGACAGAAAAAGGAAAACAAGCAAGCUGAGUUUGAGAUGUACCUGCGCAGAGCAAUGAAACGUUUCACCAAGGAGAUACAGAUGGAUACACACAAGGUUCAUCUCCUAUGUUUAUUGGCUAGCGGACUGUUCCGGAACCGCCUGUGCUGUGAGCCUGACCUAUUGGCCAUCACUUUGUCUUUAGUUCCCCCCCACUUCACCACAGUUUAUAAAAAACGUAUCAACACCGUCUAUCUGGAGGAUCUUCUAAAGUGGUUUAAGGAGACGUUCACACUAAACCCGGCUCUUCCUGAAGAGAAGGAUGUGAGACUGGAAGAGCUGCUUGAGAGACGUUUGGGAAGUCUGUCUGCUCGUGAUCAUCAGGAGAUGACCUAUCUGUUCCUGUUGGUGCUGAGGUCACUGCGCCUCUACUGUCGACUGGUGCUUUCACUACAGCCAAUAUCCUUCAAGCCAACAACAAAAACGGGUAAAGCAAAGACCUCCAGAAGUCCUCCUUCUAAAGACAAAUCUAAUAAAGCUGAUAAAAAGCCACCAGAACCCAAAAUUUCCCUGGGGUCCAAACGCCCAUCUUCCAGUGCGGAGGGGCAGCCAAAGAAAGGAGGAAAGAGACAGAAAAGAAAUGUUGAGGAUCGAGAGGUCAAAAAGAAAGAAGUAGAUGGACAAAGGCCAAAAAAUACCAGAAGAAGAAGUACUGCAUCCAAAGUGUCAUAUAAAGAGGAGAGCAGUGACGGGGAUGAGGAGCUUAGUGAUGAUGAGGAGUUUCAGCCGACCAGUGAGGAAGACAGUGACGAUUUGGUUGAUGCAAAAAAGUCAAAGGGUAAAGAAAAGGGCAAAAGUCAGGCUUCACGACGUUCUAGCAAGACCAAGAAGAAAACCAGGAGGGAUGAGGAGGAGGAAAAAGAAGAUGAAGAAGAAGAAGACUAUGACGACGAAGAAGAAGAUGAGCUAGUAUGCAAAAAGCAAUGGAGGAGAAAGAGGCAGGGAAAAGGCAAUGAUGAAUGGAUUGAGGUGUACCUGAAAGAGGCAAAGAAAUGGAUAUGCAUUGGUGUCGAUCAAGGGGUGGACCACCCAAAGCUCUGCUCCAACCAGGCCACUCAGCCAAUUACGUAUGUUGUGGGUAUAGAUGAUAACGGUUACCUGAAAGACGUGAGCAGCAGAUACGACCCCACCUGGCUCACGUCGUCACGGAAACGGCGUAUCGACUCAGAGUGGUGGAAGGAGACUUUAGGCUUCUUCGAGUGUCCUGAUUCUAAACAAAAGCAGAUAGAAGACAAAGAGCUGCAGGAGACGUUGAUGAAUAAGCCAUUGCCAACAUCCAUAUCGGAGUAUAAAAACCACCCUCUGUAUGCAUUGGAGAGGCAUAUGCUGAAGUACGAGGCACUGUACCCCACCACUGCCACCAUUUUGGGCUAUUGUCGAGGAGAACCUGUCUAUUCACGGGACUGUGUCCACACCCUGCAUUCCAGAGACAUCUGGUUGAAGCAAGCACGCACCGUUCGAUUGGGAGAGGAGCCUUACAAGAUGGUAAAGGGCAGCUCGAACCGUUCCCGGAAAGCCAGGAUGAUGUCUGAGAACAAAGAGAACAAGGACCUGGCCCUGUUCGGCCACUGGCAAACUGAGGAGUACCAGCCUCCUGUAGCCAUCAAUGGCAAGAUUCCACGUAACGAUUUUGGAAACGUGUACAUGUUUCAACCGUGCAUGUUGCCAGUGGGGUGUGUGCACUUGCAUCUGCCUAAUCUGAACAGAGUGGCUCGAAAACUCAACUUGGACUGUGCUCCUGCUGUAACAGGCUUCGAUUUCCAUGGAGGAUACUCGCAUGCUGUGAUUGACGGCUACAUUGUCUGUGAGGAACAUGAGGAGAUUCUGAAAGCUGCCUGGGAAAAUGAGCAAGAGAUUCAGAAGCGGAAAGAAAAGAGGUGUCGGGAGAAGCGAGCAUUGGCAAACUGGACACUGUUGGUUAAAGGUCUGCUGAUUAAACAGCGGCUGCAGCGACGUUACGGACAACAGGGCGUGGCCAAGGACACAGGCAUUACGCAAAAAAGAGAAGGAGAAGCGGACGGAUUCUCGUCCGGAGAGGAGGGCGAAGGCGAAGCUCACACGGCUGCACCAUCCCUGGCUAUUUCAUGGCCACAGAACAGGCAGGAGGACCAGGACGAAGGAGGAGCUAAAAAGUCUGUCAGUAAGAGGGAGAGGCGUGGCCAGCAGAAGCAUCUGUUCCCUUUUGAGAAAAGUGUGUGAUAUAAUUACUGUAACUUGCUGUUUAUUUCCGUACUUCAGUCGCAGCUUUGUCAUUUCUGUUAAAUGUCAAAGUUACACGACACGAAUGCCUUUUCACUGCAAUUUGUAAAACGGGUGUGUUUUUUUGUAUCUAUGUCCUGUUUUAAUUAAAGGGAAACGAGCCAACCAUUUAUCACGUACAAGAAAUUUUAACAAAUGUAAGUCCAGAGAUUUAAUAAAGGCUAUGCUAAUAACACUGGGGUAUUUCUGUAAGGACUAAUUUUCUAUCCAGGGCCACUUGUUCCCUGUUGGUGUUUCUGGAGCUGUUACCAUUUUGAUUGCUUUGAGCCAGUAUUCAAUAAGUACAGGAUGUGUGAUUGGCUGUGUGUACAACAGUCUCCUUUUUUUUUUACCUUUACCAAAUCCCUACACUGUGGCAGCAACAGGAGGCCACUAAUAUUUCUGAUAAGCCUAUAUAUAAUAGAUUCUGUGAUUAUGUAUCAUUCUCUCUGCAUGUUUUCCUUGUUAUAUUUGCAUUAAAGCCAGUUUUCUAAGAAA